AUGGGGUCUGAUCCGCAAUACAUCAAGUACCCCGACCUCCUCCUCGCCCAACAUGUCUUCAACCUCUCCAACCCUGCAUGCGAGUCGUCCAUCCAGAAGUCCUCAUUGUCCAAGCUGCAAGAUGCCAUCAAGGAGCGCAAGAUGGCCCCUUUCUAUCGCUACCUCGCCCAUCCAGUCGAGGGCAUCCUGAACAACUCUGGCGAAGGUGUGACGCAACACCCUCACACGGCCACUUCCAAGCCUCUGAUCAUCUCCGAUAUGCUGGCAUCGCGCAAGUCUCCACAAAAUAUCGACUUUCCUUGGGAUGAGCAGCUGUAUCAAUCUCUCGUGGAGGAGAACAAGCAAGAGCUUGAGACCUUCCAAAAGGAGGAGGACGAGGCAGAGGAGGCCGCCGGCGAGACUGAGGUACAAGCCGCGCGAGGGAAACGGGCCGAGUUCUGGGCUCGCGUUGGAGAUAAGGACCGAGCUAUUGAGUCGCACGAAGCCCUCCUCGAUAAGAUCGGAUUCCUCGGCACCAAAAUUGACCUGGUUCUGGCUAUGAUCCGCAUUGGAUUGUUCUUUGGAGACCGCGUGUUUGUCAAGAAGACCAUCGAGCGGGCAGAGACCCUGGUGGAGAGCGGUGGUGAUUGGGACCGGAGGAAUCGCCUCAAGGCCUACAAGGGCAUGCACCUGCUCACAAUCCCCUUGCCGCCCCCCCUUCUUCUGGACAGUCUGUCCACCUUUACAAGUUACGAACUGUGCAGCUACUCUGCGUUGGUAAUCUACUCCGUGCUUGCGGGAUCUCUAUCCCUAAAGCGGGUGGACUUUAAGGCGAAGGUGGUGGAUGCACCCGAGAUCAAGGCUAUCUUGGGUGCCGGCGAGGACCAACUGGCCGCUCUGGCUGGUGAGACCUCGGCUGGCCCCGGUGCUCGGGAUGAGGAAAUGAAGGAUGCUACAGCAUCAACAUCAACUCCUACCGGCGGUGCCAAGACCGCUGUUAACCUGACAACUCUGGCCACUGGCUCCGGUCCACAGGCCGAAAGCGAGAUCCCUGUCGACUUCUCACCUCUGGCCAACCUGGUCAACAGUCUCUAUAAUGGCAACUACCGCUCAUUCUUCGUAGCACUCGCUGCCGUCGAGGAUCAUUUCCUGACGCAGGACCGAUACUUGCACGAGCACCGGGCCUGGUUUGUUCGUGAGAUGCGACUCCGCGCUUACCAGCAGCUACUCCAAAGCUACCGGGUAGUGGGCUUGAACAGCAUGGCUAGCGACUUUGGUGUGACUGUGGAUUAUCUGGACCGCGACCUGGCCAAGUUCAUCUCCAGCAACCGCAUUUCCUGCACGAUUGACCGCGUCAAUGGAAUUAUUGAAACCAACCGACCCGAUGACAAGAACAAGCAAUACUCGGACGUGGUGAAGCACGGUGACGCCCUGAUUACCAAACUCCAGAAAUACGGACAGGCCGUUCGACUUCGUGGCAGUGAGCGUAGUUAG
Penicillium manginii is the source of this 1473-nucleotide messenger RNA. Its product is annotated as proteasome regulatory particle lid subunit RPN7. The transcript is spliced from 4 exons. The record is from RefSeq and is a predicted model, not a curated record. The coding region runs from base 1 to 1473 and encodes 490 amino acids. Lineage: Eukaryota; Fungi; Ascomycota; Eurotiomycetes; Eurotiales; Aspergillaceae. Gene Ontology annotation, cellular component: proteasome regulatory particle. Gene Ontology annotation, biological process: proteasome-mediated ubiquitin-dependent protein catabolic process.